GUACAGUCUGUCAGACCAGUGUUGUCCACAUCUCCAGCACCUUGUGCCCGGGAGAGGAGGUGGAUGCUGGGAAGGGAGGAGCGCAGGACACGGCGGAGCCAGGGCGUCCUCCAGAAAGGAUGAAAAAUGGAUCCCGAAGAGCAGGAGCUGCUGGCGGACUACAGAUACCGGAAUUACUCCUCGGUGAUUGAGAAGGCCUUGAGAAACUUCGAGUCCUCCACUGAAUGGGCAGAUCUUAUCUCCUCGCUCGGGAAACUCAAUAAGGCUCUGCAGAGUAAUCUCAAGUACUGCCUAUUACCAAGGAGACUGAUCAUUAGUAAGAGACUGGCACAAUGCUUGCACCCAGCUCUGCCAAGUGGGGUGCACUUAAAAGCUCUCGAGACUUAUGAAAUCAUAUUUAAGAUCAUUGGAACAAAAUGGCUGUCCAGAGACCUUUUCCUUUACAGUUCGGGUCUGUUCCCGCUGCUGUCACAUGCAGCAAUGUCUGCGAAGCCGCUGCUCCUGGGUCUCUAUGAAACGUACUUCCUACCUCUUCAGAGGUCACUGCUUCCCAGUCUCCAGGCCUUCAUAACUGGAUUACUGCCAGGCCUGGAAGAAGGAUCUGAGAUUUAUGACAGGACGGACAUUUUACUCCAGAAGCUGUCCAUGGUGGUCGGACAGGAGGUCUUCUUCAGCUCCCUGUGGGGCAGCGUCCUGGUCAGCAGCUCCAUCAGACUCCCGGCCUCCCUGUUUGUAGUCAGUCACAUCAACAGAGACCUCUCCGCUAACGCACAGGGCUACAUGUUGGGGAAAGACAAGCAGCUGGCCAUAAAAUCUCUCUGCGUCUCGGUGAUGGAUUCGAAUGUCCUCGUUCAGAGGAACACGCUGGAAAUUCUGCUUUUCUUCUUCCCCUUUCACACUUGUUUGGAUUCUGGGGAUUGCCCUAUGUCACUUCAUCGGAAAGAUCUUGUUCACAUCCUGUCUUGCGCCAUCCAGACUGUGCUGAGGCGGGACAUGUCACUCAACAGAAGGCUAUUUGCCUGGCUGCUAGGAACUAAUAUAAAAGGGAGCUUUGUGGCUCCAGAGCUGAAAGCCACAUCCGGAGAAGAAGAAUACGGUUCUGCCUUUUUUGCAAAAUACUCCAAAGAUUUUUUAGUCCAAGCACUGAUGCAGAUUUUACACCAGAAUAUCCUGUAUUCAGACACAGAACAAGGUCUCCAGGUCUAUCUGAAGCCCUUUCGCAUCCUCGUCAGUCUUCUGGACAAGCCAGAGCUAGGUCCUCCGUUGGUGGAAGUUUUGUUCCUGGAAGUGAUCCGAGCCUUUUAUGCCUACUGCAGAGAUGCCCUGGGGACGGAUAUAAAGCUGAGCUAUGGCCAGAGCGGCAGCCAGCUCAUAAGUGCAAUUAAAGAAAAUAAGAACGCCUCUGAAAUCGUGAAAACGGUCAAUCUCUUCAUCACCUCCCUCAGCUCGGACUUCCUGUGGGAUUACAUGACCGUGUGCUUCGAGCACAGCUUCAGAAAAAAUGGGGACAGCGGUGACCCCAAGUACGUGGGACGAGCUCCUUGUGUGUCUGAGAUCUGCACUCUGCUGGUCUUCCUACUCGACGUCAUUCCUCUGGAACUCUACUCCGAAGUCCAGACCCAGUACUUACCUCAGAUGCUCAGCUACAUGGCUCAGUCUCUGUCUGAGAACACGGACGCCCUCAGCCUGCCGGAGCUGACCCAGGCGCUCAGAACUUGCUUCAAAGUCCUCAGCAAAGUGCAGAUGCCCCCCGCUUACCUCGACAUGGAGUCUGAGAGCCCAGACAGUAGUCCAUCCAAGGAGUCCCUGAAGCUAAAAGCCAACAGUGACACUGAGGUGGAGGUGGCAGAAGAUCCAUUAUUCACCCCGUUAAAGUCAGAGGACAGCGGAAUUGGCCUGAGCACGUCAUCCCUGGAGUUGUCUGGAUACCUGCGCGUGCCCAAAGUGUGCCCGGAGAAGGGGGACGUCUGGAAGAAGGGAGGCAGCGUGCAGAAGACACUGCGCUGCGUACAGGACCUAGUGGCCAAUUUUGCCAGCAAGCAUCUGUUCGGGCUACAGUUGCAGACGCACAACGAUGGGGUCAGUGCCCAAGAGAAGGCAGGGAAGAGGAAGGGCCACUGGGAACCCAAGCAGAUCACCGUGCCGCAGUUCAAGCAGAUGCUGACGGAUUUCUUCACUCCGCGGCCUCCGUUGUCGAAACAGAUUGAACAUUCUCCAUCCCGCAUCCCAAGUAAGAGGGUCAAUAAGGGGUCAGACGAGGAGUGGGACAUUGGGCGCUUCAUCCAGAACAUGGGGCAGAUGUCCGAAGACUGCCAGGAGGCCUUUGCCGCCGCCUGUCACUUUCUGCUGGAUUGUGCCACCUUCCCCGUCUACCUUUCAGAAGAAGAGAUGGAGCAGUUGUACUCUUCUCUAUUCCAAGUGCCCGGAUCAAGCGAUGCCGGGUUCCCCCUGUGGUUCAAGUCCCUGAUGACGGUCUGCUGUUGUGUGAAGGACUGUUACAUUCAGAACGUAGCUAUAUCUACUCUUUUAGAAGUUGUAAAUCAUUCACAGUCCCUUUCGCUGGUCAUGGAAGACAGAAUGAAACGCUCAAAGAUGUCCGACUACAGCGCAGUCUUUGGGAAGUUGCAGAUGGUCACAGUUCCACCCGUCUCUCCAGGGGUCCUCAAACUUAUUGCCGAAAAGACGGACUUCUACCCGAGAGUCGCUCACGUGCUGUGGAACCAGCUGAACAUGGAAACCAGGGAACAUCAUAUCACCUGCGUGGAGUUGUUCUACAGACUGCACUGCCUGGCACCUUCUGCCAAUAUCUGCGAAGAGAUCAUCUGCCAGACUCUGCUGAACUAUGAUAAGGUGAUCAGACUGGAGGCGCUGUUCCGGUUCUCUGUGAUUUGGCACCUGACAAGAGAGAUACAAGGCAGCCGCGUGACCUCCCAUAACAGAUCCUUUGAUAGGUCUCUUUUUGUGGUUCUGGACAGUCUGAACUGCACGGAUGGUGCCAUCAGUGCAGCGGCUCAGGGCUGGCUGGUACGUGCACUCUCUCUGAAUGAUGUCGCCCGGAUCCUAGAACCCGUCUUGUUACUUCUGCUGCAUCCUAAGACCCAGAGAACGUCCAUUCAGUGCGUUAAGCAGAAAAACUCCUCAGAAGAAAUCAGCUACUGGUGCAGACGGAAAAGAUCUUCCUUGAAAGACACAGGAGGGUGUCUAGAAUAUCCUGAGAGUAAUUCCGAUGAGAUUCUCCCUCAGUUUAAUACAGUGGACAGAGAGGCCAUCUGGGCCGAGGUGGAGAAGGAUCCCGAAAAGAUGAAAAACGAGUUGGCCAAUAGCCACAUUUCGGAGAGAGCUGAACCCCUCUACUCCGAGGAUGGUGAUCAGGAGGAGGACAACGAGCACACAGAAUCCGCUGACACCAGUGUCGGGCAAAGCACCAGCGAAAACACAUCUUCCUUUAACCCCAGCUCCAUAGACUCAAGUAACGAUCAUCGCUGGAGUAACAGUGACAACAUUGAUGGCCAAGGGUCUUCUAGGCCUUUCUGCCAGCCCAAUAUGUCCUGCAUGGAUGUGCCCAGGCCUGGCGCAUUGUUAAAUUUGGUACGUACAGAGUCUGAUGUUACACAGACUUCAGAGUCACUUUCUAGUGACGACGAAGCAGAUCUGGAGCUUCAGGCCAUUCGGACCUCUAAACUUUUCAAGCAGCAGAAAGAGAAAGAGGAGUUAAUUGAAGCUCUUUUCAAGCACAUCCUCCUAUACCUGCAGCCAUAUGACUCUAAGAGGGUACUAUAUGCUUUUUCAGUGCUGGAGGCUGUCCUUAAAACCAAUCCUAAAGAGUUUAUUGAAGCUGUAGCCAGCACCAGUAUGGACACCAGCUCCACUGCACACCUCAACUUAAUAUACAACCUCCUCGCGCGCCACCAGGAAGCCCUGGUUGGACAAAGUUUCUAUGGGAAGCUUCAGACUCAAUCGCCAUCCAUGUGUCCCCAUUCCCUUUUGAUUGAACUUCUGACAUACCUUUGCCUAAGCUUUUUGCGUUCCUAUUAUCCAUGCUACCAGAAAGUGAGUCACAAGGACAUACUAGGCAAUCGGGAUGUCCAAGUGAAAAGCGUAGAAGUUCUCAUCAGGGUGAUGUCCCAACUGGCCUCCAUAGCCAAGAAUUCGGAAGGGAAGAACGUCGACUUCAUACACAACUUACUAGAGAGAUGCAAAGUUCAAGAGUUUGUUCUAUUGUCCUUGUCGGCCUCCAUGUACACCAGUCAGAAGAAGUACGAAUUGGUGUCUCACGGCGGCCACAGCGACAUGGCAGACGAAGGUUUGUUUGAAGAGAGCGUCAUUAAUUUUGGUCAGGACCAGAUCUGGAGCGAGCAUCCUCUUCAGAUAGAGCUCCUGAAGCUUCUUCAAGUUUUGAUUGUUCUGGAGCAUCACUUGCGGCAGCUACAAGAAGACCAGGAUUCUCCAGUAGACCUCUCCAAAGAAUGGAAUCGGGGACUGAAGUUUCAGCAGUCGAUUAACUCCAUGCAGUACGUGCAAUCACGUGCAAUAACGUCACAGGGACUUUUCGUGUCUGCAGUCGUGAGGGCGUUACGCCCCGAGUACGGCUACGGAAUGCACCCUCCAUGGGUGGCUCUGGUCACGUCAUCCCUGCCUUAUUUUGGCAAAUCUUUAGGAUUGACUGUAGCGCCUUUCGUGGCCCAGAUAUGUAAGAAUUUAGAUGAACUUGUGAAUCAAUAUGAAAAUGAAUCUGUUAAAAUAAGCACGGCUGGCAAAAGAGAGAACGUUUCCCCCGAUUACCCUCUCACCCUCUUGGAGGGACUCACCACCAUUGGCCAUUUUUGCCUCUUGGAUCAUCCUGCUCAGGCAAAAAAGUCCUCCUCAUCAGAUCCGGCUAAUCUUAAGAACGCUCGUAAUGCUCUACUGGAAGAAUUACCGCGCAUUGUUAACAGCUUGUCUCUACUGUGGAGCGUCAUUACCAGACAAGAGCGGGAGAGAAGACCCUCCGAUCUCCUGGGGACAAUAAAGGGCUCCUCCUCCGUCUACUUCAAAACCACAAAAACGCUGAAGCAGAAGAUCUUGGACUUCCUGAACCCCCUGACGGCACAUCUGGGGGUGCAGCUCAUUGCGGCAGUGGCUGCUGUGUGGAAGAAGAAGAGGUUCAGCAGGGCGCAGAGUAAAGCCAAGAUUAUACCGGCGCCCAGCGAGGCGCAGCUGACCCUGGUUGACUUAGUGUGUGCUUUGAAGACCCUGAAGACUGACACUAUUUUGCAGCUUAUGAAGGAGGUGGUCAAGAAGCCUCCUCAGGUCAAAGGAGACGAGAAGGCAUCACUAGUCGAUAUACCGAUGCUUCAGUUCAGCUUUGCAUUUAUACAAAGGCUCUCACCGUCUGAAAUGCAGGAAAACUUCCAGUCAUUGCUGAUUCUGUUGAAAGAGUCUGUUCCUUUAAAUCUGGCUCCUCCAGGAUUCUUCCUGCUCUUAAGUAUACUGAAUGACUUUGUGACCAGGACACCAAACUUGGAGAACAAGAAAGACCAAAAGGAUCUGCAGGAAGUGACUCAGAAGAUCCUCGAGGCGGUGGGGAACGUGGCAGGAUCAUCCCUGGAACAGACUAGCUGGCUGAGCAGAAAUCUGGAGGUUAAGGCUCAGCCGCAGGUGUCAAUCGAUGAAACGGAUGCUAAUGGGGAGCUGUAUGAUGAUAACGCUACCGCUCAGUCAUCCAUGGUCUCUGCGUCCGCUCCAUCGGUCUAUAGCGUCCAUGCGCUGUCGCUGCUUGCAGAGGUCCUGGCCACCCUCCUGGACAUGGUUUACAGAAGCGAUGAGAAGGAGAAAGCCGUGCCUUUAAUAUCCAGGCUCCUGUACUUUGUCUUUCCUUAUCUGCGAAAUCACAGCUCCUACAAUGCUCCCAGUUUCCGCGCCGGUGCCCAGCUCCUCAGCAGCCUCAGCGGGUACGCCUACACCAAACGAGCCUGGAAGAAGGAGGUUCUGGACUUGUACAUGGAUCCCGGCUUCUUCCAGAUGGAUACGUCCUGCGUUCACUGGAAAUCGAUCAUCGACCACCUUUUAACCCAUGAAAAGACCAUGUUUAAAGAUCUAAUGAACAUGCCCAGCAGCUCUCUGAAGCUCUACCCCAGCAGCGAGCAGAAGGCCAUGCUACUAAAACGUCAAGGCUUUGCCGUAUUCAGUGGAGAACUGGAUCAGUACCAUCUCUACCUGCCCCUGAUACAAGAGCGUUUGACAGAAAAUAUCCGCAUGGGGCAGACCCCUAUAAUGGCGGCACAGAUGUUCCUGUUUUUCCGCGUCUUGUUACUGCGGAUCUCUCCACAGCAUCUUACCUCAUUGUGGCCAAUCAUGGUGACAGAGCUGAUACACGCAUUUGUCCAACUUCAAGAUGAUCUGAUGGAGGAAGAGACCACAACAAAGAACACCAAAGCGAGUAAACAGAAGGCGGCAGCGGCUGAGAGCAAUGGCCCGGUGUAUGCCGAAAUCCAUCAGAACAGCCUCGACCUGUAUUUAUCUGCCUGCAAGUUCCUAGACACAGCGCUUUCAUUCCCCCCGGAUAAGAUGCCUCUGUUUCAGAUUUACAGAUGGGCCUUUGUCCCUGAAGUGGACACGGAGUCUUGUCCAGCAGCGGACAUGGUAGAAAAUCACCAGGAAUGUAAACCUCACGUCGUCCGCAUCCUAGAGCUCAUGAGGUUGAGGUUUGGCGAAAUCGCAGCAGAAAGUUCAAGUCUGAAGAGGACCGGGUUCCCCCUUCUCAGUCUGCGGUCCAUAUCUAAGAUCACGCAGCUCAUGCAGUUUUUUAGGACUCUCAACUUCGUAUUCAAAGCAAAGGGCAGGGGAUCUGCUCCUUCUCACGAGCCGGAUGUCUCGGUGGAAUACCCAGUAGAAGACACUACAAGGGUCCUUAGGGAUCUCGAAGAAAACGUGGAAUCUGACUUCCUGGAGAACAUGUCAAGUUAAUAUGUCGGCAGUGUACAGAUCAUGUGACAGGUGGCGGAGCGUGGCUGCCGUCUACCAUGUGGAAUGUGAAUAGAAAGUGCAGAUAAAACCAGUAUAAAUAUACAGUAUAUAUAGGGUAUAAAAAAAAAAAUCCUUCCAUAGGAUAUGUCAAUGAGAUUGUAAUUAUAUUUUAUGUAGAAUAUUCCAAAAUAAGACAAGUUGGCUUAUAGAAUAGAACAGGCAUGCCGAACCUAUGGCCCUCCAGCUGUUGCAAAACUACAACUCCCAUCAUUCCCAGACAGCCUACAGCUAUCAGCCUACAGCCGGGGCAUGGUGGGAGUUGUAGUUUUACAACAGCUGGAGGGCCGCAGGUUGAGCAUCCCUGAAAUAGAGAAAAACCUCUCCAUGUAAAGGUCUAAUAUGAUGGCAGAGGAGCACAAAAUCACAGGGGAGGAAUCAUAUAAAUGGAAGGGAAAGCGGAGACGGCCGGCCGCAGUGGUGGCCAUUAGUAGAUGUCUUAUCGGUUGGGAUCCUACACCAGGAACUAGAAUGAAGGGUCUGCCGUGCUUAGUAACAUGCUGUGGUCCCUACUCCCCUGUUCACUUGAUUUGGGUUGUGUUGCAGUUCCUAACGCAGCAGGGGUGGCGCAGGCGAGGCACUACAGUCUCCUUAUUCUCUGUAUUAAGGCCCCAGGCUGUAUUUACAAGGGGCUCAGUCGAAAAGCUAUUGUGUAUGGGGGGCUUCCAGGAGGAGAUGAGGAUCAGGCAAAUUGAAAUCUUUUUUGCCCGAUCUUUACCAAAGAUAAGCCGUCGUCACAGAUGUCUGGCAGCAGCUUAACCGCUGAAAACACACGCAUGCCAGAGAGGUCUGAAUCAAAGUAACCCGACAGCUAUUGAAGGUAUAUGGACACCUUUAGAGAGGGGGAGUAGUCAGACCCCCACCUCACUCAUCAGUUAUAGAAGUAUAUCUAAUCAAUAGAUCAACAGUGCUUUGGGUGAAAACAUCCUUUUAAAGGGAUUCUCUACCUACCUGUAUUUUAAGAAAAUAUACAAAAGAGGAGCUGUCGCCUCUCCUGACGUAAGUAGUAACAGGAGUUGGUGACAGGUCCUUUAAGACUUCCAUCACACUUGGUACUACUGAACCAAACUUAAAUCUGGUUUCCAAAGGAUAGGUCAUCAGAUCAGCGGGGGUCUGACACCCAGCACUAAUACUGAUCCGCUGUUUUGGGUACAGAAUCUAUACACUGGACGGAAGCUGAAGUACAAGGUUCUGUCCCCCGGAGUACUGCAGAUGGGCUCUCAAUCCAGACUUUCAAUUUCUGUCUAGUUUCUGACACCGAUGGCUGCCCAAAACUGCUGAUUGGUGGAAGUGCCAAGUGUCGGACCCCCACAGAUCUGAUAUUAAUGACCUAUCUAGAGGAUAGGCCAUCAAUAUCUAAAGCUGGUCAGCUGACACACUAGCUCCCAACUCUCCACCAACAGAUAAUGUAUAUAUUAAUAUUGUCGUCCGAUCCUUUUGUUUUCCUUGGAGAUAAGUCGCCGCCAGAGGUGUCUGUCAGUGGAUUUUUCCACUAUCACCGUAGCAAACACAGACACAUUUGGCUAAGCUAAACCUGUAUGUGUAUGGACAAGACAGGCGAGAUAGCUGUCGGACAAGCGACCGUUCAGCCGCAGAUAUUGAAUGCGUCUCGCCAGCUCUGUCCCGGAAAACCCAUUUAAGGUGCCCAUACACCUUCAAUAGCUGUCUCGGCUGACAUCCCCUCUUCCCUCCCCCCUACACAGGCACAUGCUGUUCGACAGAGCAUGUAUGUAUUCUGAAUGGGGGAGAGAGGAGUACGACACCUUUAGCAGCUGCUUAUCUGCCAUGUGUGCAAAAUAAUCGGACUUUAAAAUUCAACCAUGCCUGAUCCUUCUGUCCCCGGACAUCCAUCGACUUUACUGCUAUGCUUGUGCUCACCCCAUGUAGAUGGAAGCCCGGACAGUGCCAGCUGUGAUCCCAUUAUGUCUCACAUAUAGGUUCAGUAGAGUUAUGUCCGUACUGCGGACCCUUAGGUUGGUAGAUAGUUGUCGGCCAAACACUUAUUUGGCAGAGAGCUACCCCUCCCUUCCCCCCUCUCAUACACAUUCACUCUGGGCUUGGGCGAGUGGCAUGUUCCUUCAAUUGGUAGAGUAUCAGGCAUGUUGAAUUCCGACGGCCCAAUCUUUAUCUCCCUUGACAUCUGCCAUUGGGGGAAAAGUCUGGACCCCUCCCCCCCACCAUACAAAUUAGAUGGUCAGCUGGGCGGGUUCGUAUAUGUAUGGCCAGCUUUAAAUUUUUGUCAAGUUACGGCCAUGGGAAAUUGUCUAAAACUUUCAUGCUGCUUUUUUUUUUUUCUCAAACUAUGAACGACUGCAGUAGAAACAUUUCAUUCUGAAAUAAUUAAAAAGAAUUCCCAAAGAGAUUCUGCGCAGGCUUUACCUGUGUACUAAAGGGAUUUUCCAGGAGUAGAAUAUUGAUGGCCUGUCUUCAGGAUAGGUCAUCAAUAUCUGAUCGGUGGGGGGUGAGACUUCCGGCGCCCCCGCUGAUCAGCUGUUUGAAAAAGUGGCGGUGCUCUGGUGAUCGCGGCAGCCUCUUUCUAGGCCAGUCUUCACACUCGUCAAUCUCAUGGCCUAUGUGCAGCUCAGACCCAUUCCAGUGAAUGGGCUGCAGUACCAAGAAAAGCCACUGUGCAGCGUACGGCACUGUGUUUGGUAAGCUGUGAGGAGGCCCAUCUUCAAACAGCUGAUCGGUAGGGGGUGCCCGGUGUUGGACCCCCACCGAUCAAAUUGAUGACCUCUCCGGAAGAUAGUCCAUCAGUAUUGAAGUCCCAAAAUCCCUUUAACUGUCUGUCGGCGUAUUUAUUACAUAAGAGAUUGACGUUAAUGGUCUUAAUAAUUAGCUGCUAGUGAGUUAUUGCCUUGUACUAUUACACUAGUACUAUUACUCACCAGCUGUGGUGAUACUACAAAUCCCAGCAUGCUGGGAGAUCUACUGUUUCCUAUUUACUCUCAGUAUCAGUUCCUUGUGGCUUUCAAGUUCUCUGCUUGCAGUCAUUGAAUAGGAACCUUCAUUGGUAACUUUCCUGGAAUGUCCAGGUGGGUUGCUAAAUCUCCUGCACAGCACAUAGUUUGGGUUUUCCUGUAAAGCCGCCCUCCAUACGCGACAAAUGUAUGUGGCAUCGGGAUAAUGCAUCAACCCAAGGGCCCAUACAAGCACUAAAAGGGCAUGACGCAGAAAGGGGUGUGAUGUCUUGAAAGGGGUGGGGCUUGUCUGAAAGGGUGGAGUCUUUUUAAAGGGGUGUGUCCACACCUUUUAAAAGAAAAAAAAGCCGCCGACACACUUUCAAAACCUUUCCACAAGCCAAAUUAAAAAUUUUGGCAAAAAAAAAAAAUAUCCUGGUCAUGUGAUGGACGCAUCGUUACAAGACGCAGCUCUGAUAACCGUCCUGUAACGAGCCGCACCCAUGCGUUCAAAUCACAUGGCCAGGACAGACUUCCAGUAAUCACUGGAAAUAAACACUGGAGGUUUAUAUUCACAGACAGCAAGCAGAGAUUUUGAAAUCUUUGAGGGCUCGAUACAGAAAAUAUAUUAAAUUAUUGUUUAGUAUUUCAUUCUACUAAGGGUAACAAUUAUUUGUUGGAUCUGGCUCCUUUAGUUCUGUAAAAAAAAUGAUUUUUUUGGCUAAUUUAUCUAGUAAUGUUUUCUCUGUAUGAGGCAGAUACGGGGUAAGAGGGUAGAUUAGAUUGAAAAUUGCCCUGGAGGUUAAAAAAUAACAAUAAAAAAAUUUUGUUGCUCAUAGCAGCCAAAGUUCAGCUUUCAUUUUGUAGCCUGGACAAUAAACCUCUGGUUGGUUGCUAUGGGUAACAAGGCCUAGCUCCUCUGAGGCAGGGCCUGUAAAUUUGACCUCUCUUCUCCUCGACCUGGUGUUUUAUUUCUCCGCUCGAAUGUGAACUUUACUGUGUUUUAUUCUGAAUCUGCUUCUUUUAAUUUUGACAGUUGUGGAGACAAAACCCACACAGCCGAGAAUUGUGUAAAGCGUUUAAUAAAAGAUGGACAUUUUCCGAA
Bufo bufo (common toad) is the source of this 11007-nucleotide messenger RNA. RefSeq names its product DOP1 leucine zipper like protein B (gene DOP1B). Gene Ontology annotation, biological process: Golgi to endosome transport. The transcript is spliced from 37 exons. The record is from RefSeq and is a predicted model, not a curated record. Bases 127 to 6945 code for a protein of 2272 amino acids. Gene Ontology annotation, cellular component: endosome; trans-Golgi network. Lineage: Eukaryota; Metazoa; Chordata; Amphibia; Anura; Bufonidae.